AGGUAUUCCUUGUUUCAAUUUGUGCUUUGGGCAAGGAUUUAGGAGGCCUCUUGGAGGGUCCGAAUCUCACGCAAAAAUGGCAGCUUCUUUUUCGAACGCCUUCUACACUCUUCCGUUUUCUUCUUCUUCUUCGACCUCCGGAGCAUCCAAAGCCCCCCAAACCCUAAUUCAUAAUCAUUACUGCCAUUUCUUUCUCGAUAAACCCAUCCACACCACAAGUUUACCUCUCUCCAGAGACUACAAACACAGUCCAAUUAUCAUCAAGAAUCCCAGGCGCUCCUUGCCCAGACCUGCCCUUACUCCUGAAGACUCUGCUCCCCAAACAAAUGGCGAUGAGGCUAGUCCCAGUGAACUAGAAAAUGAAGCAGAUGAGAAAUAUUCUACCAGUUUAAAGUCCCUCAUGCAAUUUUACAAAGUUGCCAUUUUAAAUGGAGAUGUAAAAGCUGUAUCUGAGAUUGAGGUUAUGAUGUGCCGAGUAGAAAAGGAGAAAGCUAAGUUGGCCGAGAGAGUUUCAGCUUUGUCAGCCGAGAUAAACUCGGGGAAGGAAAGAUAUAUCAGGUUGCAAGCCGAUUUUGAUAAUUUCAGGAAAAGGUCUGACAAGGAGAAAUCGACAAUUAGGGGUGAUGCUCAGGCACAAGUAGUCGAAAACCUCCUGCCCAUUGUAGACAACUUUGAGAGAGCUAAGCAACUGAUUAAAGUAGAAACCGAGAGGGAGAAAAAGAUAGACACCAGUUACCAGGGUAUAUACAAGCAAUUUGUCGAGGUAAUGAAGAGCUUGCAAGUCACCGUCGUACCCACUGUUGGCAAGCCAUUUGAUCCCUUGCUACACGAAGCAAUUGCUCGAGAAGAAUCUCACGAGUUUCAGGAGGGAAUAAUAACUCAAGAAUUCCGUCGUGGUUUUAAGCUUGGAAGCCGCCUAUUGAGACCAGCGACGGUUAAGGUUUCGUCCGGGCCGGGUAAAAGAAAACAGUCUCCAGUGAUGCAGAAAUCUGCUGGGCAGCCUGCAGCAAGUCAUGGAGUUGAUGAAUGAUAUGAUGCUGCUUUUACAUUAUAAUUUGAAAUAUCUCAUUGCAGACCAGCCCACAUAUUUGCCAUUGUGGCAUUCUUUUGGUGAAUUCUAUAACAUUUAUUCACUUCAAUCAUAGGAAAAUAAUUUUCUUGGCUGAA
Ipomoea triloba (trilobed morning glory) is the source of this 1167-nucleotide messenger RNA. Its product is annotated as protein GrpE. Gene Ontology annotation, molecular function: protein-folding chaperone binding; protein homodimerization activity; adenyl-nucleotide exchange factor activity. Gene Ontology annotation, cellular component: chloroplast. The record is from RefSeq and is a predicted model, not a curated record. NCBI's taxonomy places the organism in Eukaryota, Viridiplantae, Streptophyta, Magnoliopsida, Solanales, Convolvulaceae. The coding region runs from base 77 to 1030 and encodes 317 amino acids. Gene Ontology annotation, biological process: protein folding. The transcript has 3 exons.